AUGGAGGAGAUGGCCCGGAAGGCCAUUUCUGCGGAGCUCACGGAGAAGGAGCUCAAUAAGGUCUCAGUGGAAGAGGUAGAUGCCCGGAUGACCAGCUUGGAGGGAGACAUCAAGAACUUAAAGCCCAACCUCGGUGCUAUUGAGGAGUUCCGCCGCGCCGAUGGGGAGCAUCGUACGCGUCUGGCGGAGUAUGAACAAGUGCACAAUGACCGCGAGGAGGCUCGUAGGAAGCUGGAACAACUUCGGCAGCAGAGAAUGAAAGAGUUCAUGGAAGGCUUCAGCGUCAUCUCCAUGAAGCUCAAGGAGAUGUACCAGAUGAUCACCCUGGGAGGAGAUGCUGAACUGGAGCUGGUGGAUACGCUGGAUCCCUUCAAUGAGGGCAUCCAUUUCAGCGUUCGGCCGCCGAAGAAGAGCCCGGGGAGCCCAGAAGCGACCCGGGAGCGUGAGCGUGAGCUCGCGGCGCGGCGGCCUUGUUGCCAGGCGUUGAACUUGGCCGGUUGGAAGCAGAUCACCAACCUCUCUGGUGGAGAGAAGACCUUGGCCUCUUUGUCCUUGGUCUUUGCUUUGCAUCACUACAGGCGGGGGACCAAGCUGCGGUGUUGCUACGGCUGGUAA
Messenger RNA from Durusdinium trenchii, 615 nucleotides. The record is from the annotation of a GenBank genome assembly. Lineage: Eukaryota; Dinophyceae; Suessiales; Symbiodiniaceae.